Messenger RNA from Heterocephalus glaber (naked mole-rat), 2474 nucleotides. It is a transcript of the gene Wdr20, whose product is annotated as WD repeat domain 20. The record is from RefSeq and is a predicted model, not a curated record. Lineage: Eukaryota; Metazoa; Chordata; Mammalia; Rodentia; Bathyergidae. Gene Ontology annotation, molecular function: protein binding.
GCCUGCGCGGUGGGCGUGAUCCGGGCACUUAGGGCAGGAUGAACGCUGCUUUCCAAGAUGGCGACGGAGGGAGGAGGGAAGGAGAUGAACGAGAUUAAGACCCAAUUCACCACCCGGGAAGGUCUGUACAAGCAGCUGCAGCAUUCGGAGUACAGCCGGCCCAACCGGGUGCCCUUCAACUCACAGGGAUCCAACCCUGUCCGCGUCUCCUUCGUAAACCUCAACGACCAGUCUGGCAACGGCGACCGCCUCUGCUUCAAUGUGGGCCGGGAGCUCUACUUCUAUAUCUACAAGGGGGUCCGCAAGGCUGCUGACUUGAGUAAACCAAUAGAUAAAAGGAUAUACAAAGGAACACAGCCUACUUGUCAUGACUUCAACCACCUAACAGCCACAGCAGAGAGUGUCUCUCUCCUAGUGGGCUUUUCUGCAGGCCAAGUCCAGCUUAUAGACCCAAUCAAAAAAGAAACUAGCAAACUAUUUAAUGAGGAAAGCUCUUGUCAGCACUUGUGGAAGGUGGAUUGGAAUGAAGGAAGAGAGAGUGAAGGUAGCAAGAAGAGUGAGGAGGCCCUGGUAACUGUCCAGAGACUAAUAGACAAGGCACGCGUAACCUGUGUCAAAUGGGUGCCCGGCUCGGAAAGCCUUUUCCUAGUAGCCCAUUCGAGUGGGAACAUGUACUUGUAUAAUGUGGAGCACACUUGUGGCACCACAGCCCCCCACUACCAGCUCCUGAAGCAGGGAGAGAGCUUUGCCGUGCACACUUGCAAGAGCAAAUCCACGAGGAACCCUCUCCUUAAGUGGACGGUGGGCGAGGGGGCCCUCAACGAGUUUGCUUUCUCCCCAGAUGGCAAGUUCUUGGCGUGCGUGAGCCAGGACGGGUUUCUGCGGGUGUUCAACUUCGACUCCGUGGAGCUCCAUGGUACGAUGAAAAGCUACUUUGGGGGCUUGCUGUGUGUGUGCUGGAGCCCGGACGGCAAGUACAUUGUGACGGGCGGGGAGGACGACUUGGUGACAGUCUGGUCUUUCGUGGACUGCCGAGUGAUAGCGAGAGGCCACGGGCACAAGUCCUGGGUCAGCGUUGUGGCGUUCGAUCCCUACACCACUAGCGUAGAAGAGAGCGACCCCAUGGAGUUUAGCGGCAGUGACGAGGACUUCCAGGACCUUCUUCAUUUUGGCAGAGAUCGAGCCAAUAGCACGCAGUCGCGGCUGUCCAAGCGGAACUCUACUGACAGCCGCCCCGUCAGUGUCACCUAUCGGUUUGGCUCGGUGGGCCAGGACACACAGCUGUGCUUGUGGGACCUUACGGAAGACAUCCUUUUCCCCCACCAGCCACUCUCGAGAGCAAGGACACACACCAACGUCAUGAAUGCCACAAGUCCCCCUGCCGGGAGCAACGGGAACAGCGUCACAACGCCCGGGAACUCUGUGCCCCCACCGCUGCCGCGGUCCAACAGCCUCCCUCAUGCGGCUGUCUCGAACGCUGGCAGCAAAAGCAGUGUCAUGGACGGGGCCAUCGCAUCCGGGGUCAGCAAGUUCGCCACCCUCUCGCUGCACGACCGGAAGGAGAGGCACCACGAGAAAGACCACAAGCGGAACCACAGCAUGGGGCACAUUUCCAGCAAGAGCAGUGACAAACUGAACCUCGUUACCAAAACCAAAACAGACUCGGCCAAAACUCUAGGGACGCCCCUGUGUCCCCGGAUGGAAGACGUUCCCUUGUUAGAGCCGCUGAUCUGUAAAAAGGUAGCACACGGAAGACUGACCGUGUUAAUUUUUCUUGAAGACUGUAUAGUCACUGCUUGUCAGGAGGGAUUUAUUUGCACAUGGGGAAGGCCUGGUAAAGUGGUAAGUUUUAACCCUUAAUGCUGCACCAGAUCUAGAACUUGAAUAGGUAGUGAUUUCUUUUCUUGCGGGAGGGGCGGGGUGUACAAUGAAUGUGAAUGACACUUCUUACUCUUAAUGUAAAUCUAAAUGCAUCAGAGCCAUAAUUUUGGAUACUGCAUGCCAUGUAAUUCCGAGUCAUUUGAUAAUUCACCUUAGAGCAUUUAAAACUAUAUAAUCAAACUAAUUGCCAGCCGAGUCCGUCACCCUCCAGGGAGCCCGUAGAGCCCUGGGUAGCGAUCCUGCAGUUUAGGGAAUCAUGACCAUGGGGAGCAAUGACUUCAAACGCUGAACUUAAAUUGAUGCUUUAACUGGAAUAUUUUUCUUAACCACUCAACUAGAAUAUUGUACACCAGAUCAGAGAGUGUGUUCAGUACAGAUGGCCAUUAAUUGUCAUUUAUAGUCCAAUUUUGUAUCUUAAUCAUAAAAUGUUUAGGAAUCUAUGAAAUUUAACUUUAGGAACAAAGCGUCGGGCAGGGUUGAUGAUAUUAUUUUUACAUUGUUCUGGCAAUCCACAGAAAGAGAAGAGCCUUAAUUUUUAAAACCCAUUUUAGUCAUUUUAUGACAAUUAAAAUUGUUUAAUAAACAUCUUUUUC